CUUCUCCUCCCCCCAUGCUCUCUCUGGGUGGGUGACGUCACUAGCAGUGUCUCCUGUUCAGUACCAGGGACAGCAGCCUUUACCAUCAUUAUUCUGCUGCUAUAGGGUCCUUAUUGCUACCCCCUCAAAGAAGGGAGGCUCAGUGACUGAGGGCUGAUACAGACACAUAGAAGAUAGAAGCAUUAGCCUGUAUGCCUGCAGGUGGACUGGUCCUGUCUUUUGGGGAGGGGGAGCCUGGAUAUUUUGCUGUGGAUGGGACCAAGCUUCAUGCAGUCGGCCAUGGCUCUGGCAUUGCCAAGUAAAAAGUCAUCCUCGAGAAACAUUGCAGUGGAGAGGAAGAAUCUACUGACUGUUUGCAGGUCAGCUCUGGGGGGGUAGAAGGAAAGGGGGUGGAAAGGUUCCAUUCUAGAAUGACAAUGGAAUACAAUGUAUAUAGCAUGGACAUAGAGCUGGGGUGAGGCUCAGAGGGACACUGGGAGCUCAUGGAAAUAGACUGAUGGGAAGAAAGGCUUCAGAUCCAUUCCUCAGAGAGGUGUUAGAGAAAUGGGUGUCUACCUCCUCUAGAAUAAAUGGCUGGAGGUCCUCAGGGCAAACAGAAAGAAAAAGACAAGCUUGUAAUGGGAUGGUUAGGCUUGUCAAGGGAUGAUGGCUUAAAAUAAGGUUAUGAGAGGUAGAAUGAUUUUUGAGAGCAAGAUGUCUCAGGACAUAUAAAGCAGGCAUAUCUACAAGGGGUUAAUGUAAUUGGGUAGAGGAGAGGAGGAAGUUAACAUGCCAGAGAGUGACAUUUUUUUAUGGGGGGUGGAGGAUGUCACUGAUGGCAUUCUGUAAGAGAAAACUGAAUGGGAAUUCUGGUCAUAGGGGGUGAUGACAGGAAGUGAGAUCACAGCUGGCCAUGUGAUGUCAUAACCUGAAUUAAAGAAGGAGGCCAAGGACACAUUGGGAGUGCAUAUCAUAGUCUAUACACACACAAUGUCAACUGAAUAUACAUUGUCUAAGUAUGUUUAAUAGGCGAUUGUACAUAUUAAUACCCCCUCUCUGUCUCUUCAUUUCUCUCAUGCUAACUCAACCUCUCCUUCUAUAAUGGCUUUUCUAUCUGGUUGAUUAGUACUCAGUCUGCCACUCCUAUAUAAUAAUAUAAAUAUUUGUUUAGUAAAAUUGCUGAUUUGAAAAUGUUUAAUCUCUAUUUAUACCUAGUUUAUUCUUAUUUUUCAUCUAUUGUCAUUUUAUAGUUAUUAAUAUCUGUCUAGCUAAGCUAUCAACCAUCUACCCUUUAUCCGAUUUCCAAUCUCUUUACCUCUCUCACCUACCCCAUAUAUUUUUUUUAAUAAAAGUGAGAUUAUGCUUCUCUCUCAAUUUCCUUUACCAGCACCCCUUUUUUAAUCAAAAAUGAUUUCCCAGUAUAAAAUACUAUUAUACUAUAUACCAUAACAGUAUAUAUCUCUUUCUUUAACAAGCUUGCGAUUUUCAUCUUUCCUUUUCUUCCUGAUUAUUCCUCCUCUUUUUUUCGGCAGAUAUAUAAUAUUCAUAAUUUUCUAUUUACAUUUGACUUCACCAUCCUACCUGCUAAUAUAUAAUAUGUAUAAAAAUAUGCUUGUUUGCUUGUUCACGUGUCCUCAUCCUGUUGCUUGCCCAUCUCCUUCUAAUCACAUUCUAUAUAUUGAUAUUCUGUAACUCUCAAAGAUCUGUCAGAUGUUCGAAUGUCUCUCUAUGAGCACUCACUAACCCUUAUCUGACUUCUCCUUUCUCACACUCAAGCCCACCUACUUGAGUGUGACUGCCUGGAUGCCCCAUUGCUACCGGUGAAGUCCACAUACUCCGACCCCUACCUCAUGCCCAUUUUCUCUCUCUGUACCCACCCACUUGCACUGCCACAUUCCUCAUAGUCAUGCCCCAUCACUCCUAUUCCUUUGCUCGACUUUGUCAUUCACACCUGCCCACUCACUCUUUACUCCCUUUCCUCUGCCUGACUCAUCAAUUUAUUUUCACACUCAUUGAACUACCUUUACUUAAUUACGUUGCUAUAUUUUUCCUUAGUUUUUGGCCCUGCCAGAUGCUUCUCUUGAAUAAGAAAAAAAAAACAAAAGACAAUGAACAGUCAUCUAUUUCUUUAUUUCUUAACUCUUAAUCAUUCCGAGACCCAUCCUCAAGACCCACCAGAGGUCCAGGUUUUAGUAAUGUCUAUGUUUGAAAUAACUUGAAAAUUCCUAAACCUUGUACUCUAAGAUAGAAACAUAGAAUGUGACGGCAAAUAAGAACCAUUCGGUCCAAUUUUCUAAAUACUUUCAUUAGUCCCUGGCCUUAUCUUAUAGUUAUCCCACGCAUGCUUAAACUCCUUUAAUGUGCUAACCUCUUCCACUUCAGCUCGAAGGCUAUUUCAUGAGUCUUACCUUCUCAGUAAAGUAAUACUUCUUGAUAUUAUUUGUAAACCUUUGUCCCUCUAAUUUAAGACUAUGUCCUCUUGUUGAGGUAGUUUUUCUUCUUUUAAAUAUAGUCUCCUCCUUUACUGUGCUGAUUCCCUUUAUGUAUUUAAAUGUUUCUAUCAUAUCCCCCCCCCGUCUCAUCUUUCCUCCAAGCUAUACAUGUUAAGAUACUUUAACCUUUCCUGGUAAGUUUUAUCCCGCAAUCCAUUAACCAGUUUAGUAGCCCUUCCCUGAACUCUCUCUAAAGUAUCAAUACCCUUGAUACUUUAGUUGUUCUACACCAUGGGUAGUCAGGUUCGGUACUCCAGUUAUUCCACAUCUCCCAUAAUGCUUUGUCAGUGUUGUGUCUGUAAGAAUGGGAGAUGUAGUACAAAUAUCUGAAGUUCCAAAGGUUGAUUAUGUCUGUUCUACACCAACAGCUGGCUCUGUAGCUGAGUUACCAACCUUUCACACUCCUCAAAUAUUAAACUAUUUAAAUCUUUGUGUCCUCACCAGUCUCAAAAACCAUUACCUCAUGCUCAUCUACUUGACUGACAAAACGCAUUCAAGCUCUUCAUCCACGUGCAGAAGCUUAGUAGGAAGGUCCAUCUUUAUUGCCUAUCUCUCAUCCCUUUGUCCUACUGCCCCAUACUUUAUUUUAUAGCCACAUCUUUUGUCACCAUCCAUGUUCACUUUCUGCACCCCUAUAACUUUUCUUUGUGGCUUCCUUGUCGUCUUUAACCCAGGUUUUCUGUGAAGACACUCCUAGAGAAAUACACGGCUGAGCCUAUUGACGAUUCAUCAGAAGAAUUUGUGAAUUUCGCUGCAAUUCUUGAGCAUAUUCUUAGCCACCGUUUCAAAGGUGAAAAAGACAGGAGGGAAGAGAUUUGUAGAGAUAAGGGAUGGAUAGCUGAGCAAAACAGGAGAAGGGACAAGAAGAGAGUUAUUUGAGUUGAAAGAAAAAAACCAAGGGGAGAGAUGGGAACCACAUUGGAGGGAUGAUUGGGAGAGAGAAUAGAAGGAAGAUAAAGUGAAGGAGGAGAGUGAGAAGGGAAAUAAAUAAAUGAAUAGGGAUGGAAUUAGAGAUGGAUGAUGAGAAAAAGUGAAAUGGAUAAUAGGGGAAGGGAGGAAAACAAGGGAAAAAUAUGGAAUGGAAUUUUAAACAGAGGGUAGUCGAGAGAAGGAAAUAAGAACGUAUGGGAUAAAGAUCAGAGAGGCAUGGAGACAGAAGGUAGUAGAAAGUAUGGGGGAAAAAAAUCGGAGCUGUGUGACAUAUAUUGUAAUUUAGUAGAUCCACAGGAUAUAAUGGAGCAGAGUCAUAGACUCCUUGCUCUUGUGAGCUUUAAUCACUAAAGGUACACUCCACUACCCAAAUAAAACAAUAAAUACAUAUAACAAUUUAGUAGAUAUAUCCUAAUAAAAAAUGCAGGCAUUUAUCUAUGCAUAUUUUAAUUAGGGGUAUAUCUAAAAUCUACUUGUAAAAGCUGCAGUUCUCCUGUCUGCAGCGUUUGAAAGCCUUCCCAUUCUAACCCCGACCAGACUCUCUAUGGCUGUUCAAUCACAGACUUCACAAUGAGAAGUCUCUGCAAGGCAGGUGCUCUGGGUAAUUGCCACCUCUUAAGUUUAGCUAAACUGAUCUAAACAAAACCAAACAAAAAACAGGAAGUAAAAGGACAUGUCUGAUUGACAGCCAGAGGGGGUGUAACCAUUUUAAUUUAUAUUUCUAUUGAAAUCUGCACAUUCUGUAAAAUGAAAAGUACUCCAGCAAGCUAAAGUGUUUUAGGGGCCAUUAAUGCAUUAUGAUAAAUGGAAACCAAUCUUUCGCUUCUCUUUUCUCUCCCCUUUUGCUUGCAAUCUGUAAUGCUGCUUCUAAUUUGUUAAGUUGUGUUAUAUAUGAUUAUCUUUCCCCUACAAACUCUUUUUAAAGUUUACUCUGUCAAUGUGAAAUCUCUCCAUUUUCUGCCAAUGUUGUUUUCUCUUUUUCUGUCAGUGUGGUUUGUCUCUUGUCUCACUCUAUCUCUGUGUCUCCUUUGUCUGCUCAUGCUAACUCUCGCUGUCUUGGUCUAAUUUCUGUCUCUUCGUGCAGUGUCGCUCUCUCUUCUGUCUCUCGCGGCUGUAUUUCUGACCUUUUCCCCACGCUGCUAUCUCUUGACUCUCUACAAAUUAUUUCUUUGUCAGGGCUGUCUGUCUAAUGCCUCCAGUCUCCUGCGUUGCUCUCACUAUACUCUGUCCAUGUUGUCUCUGUCACUGUUGUUAAAUUCAGAAUCAUUCUUUCUUUCUCACACAUUUACAUUGUAUACUCAUUCUUCCUUUACUUUCUGGCCGUGCAGGUAAUCUAGUGACCAACACCAUCUCACUACUUUCUUUCCAUACUGUCUUUCUGGCUGCUCUAUAUCCGUGCUGUCUCUCUGGCAGCUUUCUGUCCGUGCUGUCUCUCUGGCAGCUUUCUGUCUGUGCUGUCUCUCUGGCAGCUUUCUGUCCAUGCUGUCUCUCUGGCUGCUCUCUAACCGUGCUGUCUCUCUGGCUGCUCUCUAUCCAUGCUGUCUCUCUGGUUGCUUUCUGUCCGUGCUGUCUCUCUGGCAGCUUUCUGUCUGUGCUGUCUCUCUGGCUGCUUUCUGUCCGUGCUGUCUCUCUGGCUGCUCUCUAUCCGUGCUGUCUCUCUGGCUGCUCUCUAUCCAUGCUGUAUCUCUGGCUGCUCUCUAUCCAUGCUGUCUCUCUGGCAGCUUUCUGUCCAUUGUGUCUCUCUGGUUUUUUUGUUGUUGUCCAUGCUGCCUCUUUGACUGCUCUCUAGGCUAUCUCUUGCUACAUUUUAAUAGAAAUACUUGGGAAGUGGAGCGCUGGACAGGUGGCAGAGAUCAAACAAAAGGGUAUAUAUAAUAGGAGACCUAACAACAUAUUAACAAUAAAUACACAAUAAUAUUACAAAUACCCUAAAUCUCUGACUUAAAUGUCUUAAAGUAUAGUGCUACUUUUGAAAUUAUCUGUAUAGAAUAUUCAAGCAAUCAUGUACUAUAAUUAACAUGAGAACUAAUAAACAUAUCAGCUGCAGCAGACUAAUUAAUAAACAGUCCAGUAGUGACUGUGCAAAUUCCUUGAAUCAAAUAUUCCUUUGGAUAAUGGUACUCCGUAGUAGAAGUAGGUAUAUGUGGAAACACAGAGAAAAAGAAGCAGUUAGUUGGUUAAUCUUAGUAUCGGCAGAAAUUCAUGAAAUGCAGUCCAGAUUGCAAGAAAUAAAAUUGGCUUUAUUAGAAUCUUGGCACUUAAGCUAAAAAUCAAUAUAAAAAUCUCACAGUAAAAAUUCAAAUAAAAUACUGCGUGUGCAGACCUCAUAAACGAGUGUUUGUAGACUGGUUCACAAAAUGCAUACUGGGUGCCGACCUUUAGUGCUCACGGCGUCCCGGAUCAGCAGUUUAGAUGUUGUAUAGCUGAAUGCAGUAAAGGCAGAUGCGUCCUAGAUGCUGGCUUUUAGUGAUCAGCAGUCAGUCCCUCCAAACGCGUUUCUACUACAGUCACUACUGGACUGUUUAUUAAUUAGUCUGCUGCAGCUUAUAUGUCUAUUAUUUCUCAUGUUAAUUAUAGUACAUGAUUGCUUGAAUAUUCUAUACAGAUAAUUUCAAAAGUAGCACUAUACUUUAAGGCAUUUAAGUCAGAGAUUUAGGGUAUUUGUGAUAUUAUUGUGUAUAUCUUGCUACAUUUUGCCUAUUCUGUCUCUCUGGCUGGUUUCAGUUCAUGCUGUCUCUCUGGUUGGUUUCAGUUCAUGCUGUCUCUCUGGUUGGUUUCAGUUCAUGCUGUCUCUCUGGCUGGUUUCAGUUCAUGCUGUCUCUCUGGCUGGUUUCAGUUCAUGCUGUCUCUCUGGCUGGUUUCAGUUCAUGCUGUCUCUCUGGUUGGUUUCAGUUCAUGCUGUCUCUCUGGUUGGUUUCAGUUCAUGCUGUCUCUCUGGCUGGUUUCAGUUCAUGCUGUCUCUCUGGCUGGUUUCAGUUCAUGCUGUCUCUCUGGUUGGUUUCAGUACAUGCUGUCUCUCUGGCUGGUUUCAGUUCAUGCUGUCUCUCUGGUUUCAGUUCAUGCUGUCUCUCUGGUUGGUUUCACUUCAUGCUGUCUCUCUGGCUGGUUUCAGUUCAUGCUGUCUCUCUGGUUUCAGUUCAUGCUGUCUCUCUGGCUGGUUUCAGUUCAUGCUGUCUCUCUGGUUGGUUUCAGUACAUGCUGUCUCUCUGGCUGGUUUCACUUCAUGCUGUCUCUCUGGUUGGUUUCACUUCAUGCUGUCUCUCUGGUUGGUUUCAGUUCAUGCUGUCUCUCUGGUUGGUUUCAGUUCAUGCUGUCUCUCUGGUUGGUUUCAGUCCAUGCUGUCUCUCUGGUUGGUUUCAGUACAUGCUGUCUCUCUGGCUGGUUUCAGUUCAUGCUGUCUCUCUGGUUUCAGUUCAUGCUGUCUCUCUGGUUGGUUUCACUUCAUGCUGUCUCUCUGGCUGGUUUCAGUUCAUGCUGUCUCUCUGGUUUCAGUUCAUGCUGUCUCUCUGGCUGGUUUCAGUUCAUGCUGUCUCUCUGGUUGGUUUCAGUUCAUGCUGUCUCUCUGGCUGGUUUCAGUUCAUGCUGUCUCUCUGGUUGGUUUCAGUUCAUGCUGUCUCUCUGGUUGGUUUCAGUUCAUGCUGUCUCUCUGGCUGGUUUCAGUUCAUGCUGUCUCUCUGGCUGGUUUCAGUUCAUGCUGUCUCUCUGGUUGGUUUCAGUCCAUGCUGUCUCUCUGGUUGGUUUCAGUCCAUGCUGUCUCUCUGGUUGGUUUCAGUUCAUGCUGUCUCUCUGGCUGGUUUCAGUCCAUGCUGUCUCUCUGGCUGGUUUCAGUCCAUGCUGUCUCUCUGGCUGGUUUCAGUUCAUGCUGUCUCUCUGGCUGGUUUCAGUUCACGCUGUCUCUCUGGUUGGUUUCACUUCAUGCUGUCUCUCUGGUUGGUUUCAGUCCAUGCUGUCUCUCUGGCUGGUUUCACUUCAUGCUGUCUUUUGCUGUGUUUUGUCCAUUUUGUCUCUAUGUUUGCAUCCUGACCAUGCUGUCUCUUUGACUGCAUUCUAUUCAUGCUCUCUCUCUUUGACUGCUGUCUCUCCGGGCAGUUUGUCUCUUAUUGCUAUCGCUGUAUGCUGUCUAUCUCUGGUUUGUCUCUUCUUCCAUGCCUUCUCCCUGCCCUCUGACAUCCAUCCUGUAUUUGAAUAAUAUUCCACAUCUCUGUGAUUUGUUUUUUUAAAUCCAUAUUUUCCUAUUACCCUACACUUGUCUAAUUGCUCUAAAAAUCCAAUAUUUUUUUUCUCUCUCUCGAUGUAUGAUUUGCAUUGUCUUUCUUCCUUUGUGCUCGCAGGUCAUGUCAGCUGGUUCAGCUCCGAUGGUCAGAGAGGAUUCUGGGAUUAUAUCCGAAUCGCUUGUAGCAAAGUCCCCAACAAUUGUAUCAGCAGCAUUGAAAACAUGGAAAACAUCAGCACAGCCCGGGCAAAGGUACGAGGUUGGGCUGUUAUUGUCUAGUGUAUUUUGUGUCACUGGUUGUACGUUGUGUAGCAAGGCCUUUUUAUUGUUUUGCGUAUUGUAUUCUAUUGCAUACCUUGUCAUUUGGCUUAUUUCGUUAAGUAAUUACACUUGAUGGACAGGCUCUGUUCAACCGUGGCUUUGUGUUGUAGGGUCGGGCCUGGCUGCGUCUCGCUCUUAUGGAGAAACGAUUGUCAGAAUACAUUGUGACAGCUCUCAGAGACACACGAACCACAAGGCAAGGAAUGGAAGAGAUAUCUAUUAACCCUUUGAGGUUGGAGAUGCACAAAGGGUUAUCAUUGAACACUACUAGCUAUCUCUUGUAUUUUUCUGACUUCCAUAUUUUUUAUUUACCCAUCCCUUUAUACACAAGCAGUGUUCUCCCCCUUUCGUUGGACAUGCUUCUUACUUCCAUUCUCUGUCCCCGUUCCCCAGGAGAUUUUAUGACGAUGGUGCAAUCUUGCUGCGAGAAGAAUCCUCAGUACUCACCGGUAUGCUAAUAGGCUUGAGUGCCAUCGACUUCAGGUGAGGAGAGGUAACGUCCCCCUCCUACCCUUCAAGCUUCCUUGCUACUUCCCUUUCCUGUCCUCAAACAUUGUAUCUUUCUUACCUUCUCUCCAAUGUCCACAAUCUCACCAUCUGCAUCGUCUCCUCUAUCUUCAGUGCUCACCACUUCACAAUUUACUUUUUCACACCAUCCUUUUCACGUGUAUCUUUUUGACCCAACGAGUAUCCAAGAGCCUCACUCUCUCUCACUUGGAGCUUAGCCCCAUGCCCAUUCCAAGCACUCGUUUCUCUUAUCCCUUCCCACCAGAACUUUAAGGCCAAAUUUAUCAUGUCAAAACAGGUACGAAUCUUGAGCAAUGUUGAGAGAAAUUCCCAUUUUGCCUUGUUAACUCUCCCCUUAGUGUUCCUUCCAGCACACACAUUGUGAUUUCAUACACAAAACAAGUCACUCUCCCAUUCCAGUUCUUAUGAGCUGGACCAGUUCUGGGAAAUCUCAUUACCUCCUGUCCUAAUACUCUGUAAGUGAAUGAGUAAUACCAUCCAGACUUAUAUCUAAGAGCCCAUUAACAAUAUGGAGCGAUCUGCCAAGAGUGGUGACUACAAUUCACCAGGACUUUAUUUUUUUAUUCUUAACUUUUUUAAACUUUUUUUCUUUUUUGCCAUUGUAGAGUUACAGGUCAGCUAUAAAAGUUUGGAAGCCAUCAAAAAAAAAAAAUAUUACGGUCGAGUUUAAUAUUUCGUAGUAAUCUCUCAUAAAAUGUUCAUUUCCCAUAAAUACUUUACUAUAUUUAUAUCAUCCAUUGAAGGGGGGUGGGUGAGGGGGGGUCUCCUCUCUCCGUCAGCCAUGUCCUUUGUUCUGUCCUCCCCACAUCAUUACCAUCCUGUCCCAUACAUCUCCCUCUCUGUGAAUCUCCAGACCCUUGGAUUUGAUCCAUGCAUACAUUACUCUCUUACAGCUUUUGCCUUAAAGGAGAAGGCAUUGAUGGCAAAACUCCAGCAGUCAUAGAUUACACUCCCUACCUUAAGUUUACACAAAGGUGAGUUUUUUUUAAUGCAAAGUGAUAACAGGAUUAAUACGUGAGCUUGUAAAUUGAUUUAGAUGGAGUAGAUUCUAAUAUUUCUCACUAGUCAUGUUUUUUUUUGUUUUUUUUAAAUAUAUCUCUGGGGUAAUUUUUGCCUAUUUGUAGUUAUUAGAUUAAGCAGCAGAUUGGAGUGUAGAUACAUUAAAGUGAUACUUAACCCCUAAUGACACAUGACAUGACGGCUGGCUUUUUACUUCUGAAGCUGUGUCCUUAAGGGGGUCAAUUUAUGUUCCAAACUGAUGUUCUGCUUUUUUUCAUCAGCUAUGAUUACUUGAGCGAGGAGGAGGACAGGGAGAGCGUGGGGGGGAGUAGCAGUGAAGACAGUUCACCGGAACGUCCUUACCUGCCCCUUCUUACUGACGAGGAGAGUUGGUACAGCAAGUGGCGCAAAAUGGAGCAGAAAUUUCGCAUUGUCUAUGCACAGAAGGUAUGAAUAAAUUAUGGUACUUUGUAUCUCCAGUAAUUGUUUGAUUUGACUUGUACGACCAGAGUAAUCCAGAUCUCUCCCAUGUUCUUUUUAUGGAUUCGGUUAAUUCCAGGAUAGAAUAAUUCAUCAAAUUAUAAUUUAACAUAUUCAGGGUCAUUCACUAAGGUGAGAGACAAUAAAGUGAAUUUCGAUAUCUGCAGCUGACUUAGAAUUGGAACCUUGAUAUCACGAUCAUGUAGUAAAUGUAUCGGCAUUAUAUUAUCCUCCUUUGCAGUGCUAUAAAUAUCGUUCUCCGUGGAAAAGGAAUGAAUGAUACGAUGCAAAGACUAGGACUUUAACUAUAAAUAUGAACAGCCAGAGAAUCCAAGAAUAAGUCAUAAUAUAAAUUAUAAAUAUUGAGUAAUCUAGAGAGUAGAAGUGAACCUUUGGCCAAUGUGCUUAGAGGGAGACGAGAUGUCAAAUCUAUUUAUCUGAUCUGUUUGUCGGGCUCUUUAUUGGUCUAUCGAGCAUAAACAAUGCCAGCCCAGCUUUUGGAAACUGUUAGGAGAAGAAAAGAAAUAAAAGAGAGAGACAAACAGCAGGAUGCUUAUGGAAACUAUAGGGGGAUGGAAAACAGAUGCGGACAGUUGGAGAGAUCCAAGGUGUAAAUGGCUGAAAUGAAAGGGUAGGAAAGUAAGAGUAAUGGAAUAAGAGGUUAUUGCUGAUUGUAGUGCGCAGAGUGAUGUCUUAAAUUUCUUCUAAAACGUGGGAUGGUCCUCGGUUGUUCUGUUGUCUAGAGGGAGAGCACUCCAAAGUUACAACCUUUGUACAGAUGGUGAUCAGCCUUCUCUCUUUGCCUUCUUAAAUCACUUGACCUGGACACAUGCUUCUGUGGUGCACCUAAGGCGAUGAGAUGGGAUAUUAAAUGUAUGGCUAUCCUGCAGGAAGUUUGGAGGAAAGACGAGACAGGGGGGAUAUGAUAGAAACAUUUAAAUACAUAAAGGGAAUCAACACAGUAAAGGAGGAGACUAUAUUUAAAAGAAGAAAAACUACCACAACAAGAGGACAUAGUCUUAAAUUAGAGGGGCAAAGGUUUAAAAAUAAUAUCAGGAAGUAUUACUUUACUGAGAGGGUAGUGGAUGCAUGGAAUAGCCUUCAGCUGAAGUUGUAGAGGUUAACACAGUAAAGGAGUUUAAGCAUGCGUGGGAUAUGCAUAAGGCUAUCCUAGAUAUAAGAUAAGGCUGUCCUUUCACUAGUCCCUGUGGACUAGUGAAAGUAUUUUUUAAAAAAUUGGGCAGACUAGAUGGGCCGAAUGGUUCUUAUCUGCUGUGAAAUUCUAUGUUUCUAUGAUAUUGUGGUUUGUGAUGGAGGAGUGCUCUGUGGCCCACAAUGAGGAGUUUAGAGGAUGCAUGUUUAGAUAGAGCUAAUGUAAUUGCUUGCGUUCACCCGAGAUGCAGUCACAUGCCUGUUUACCUGUAGGGGUGAGAAAAGUUUGUCUGUCAUACCUACAUACAGAGCAUUGUUGGGAUCUAGGCUUGACAAUACAAGCAAUGCUGUGACUGCUUUGGGGUAAGCUAAUGUGUUAUCCAGCAAAUCAUCCCCCGUGUAGACUUAGUAUUUGCUUCUAUGUAUGUUUUAAGUGAAUUGUAGCUGUUGAAUAUUAAUUCAAGGCGUUUAACCUGUUGGGAAGGUGGUGUGGGAGAGAUGUUAAAAGGUUUCUGUACUGCUAAUCUAGUUUUGUUGAAGGCGACUGUAAAUGAACUUUGAUCAUACAUUUUAUAUUCUACUUUUAUUGAUUUGAUUCAUGCACUACCCUUUGGGCUUAGCACUCAUUUUAAUCUUUUACUGUAGCACAUCAUAAAACAUUUAUAAUUUGACUUCCGAAUAGUGACCCAGCCAGUUUGGUUCUUAAAAAUAUAUUCAGUUUUACAGUAGGUCAUGCAGUCACCUAUAAAAGUCAUUAACAGCCAUUCCUCUGGCCACAUCCCCUAAAUUGAAUUUGAAAUGUUGGGAUGUAGGCAGACUGGUUCCAUCCAAAGUUCAGGUCUGAAUUGCCAGACAAGUUUCAAUUCUCUUUUAAUUUUGUUAGAAGACUUGACCUUGAUUGACAUUGGUGCCUUAGAGCAAUCUGUGAUCUACUGGAAUCCAUUAUGUAGCCAGUCAGACAUAUAGCCAUGUUAUGAUACUCUCUCAUUUACCAAAAUAACUAUACAUAGGACAUGCACAAUUCUAUUAGGCCAUUAUUCCAUAAAACAUUGCGGUGGCACCACUAAUGGUACAGGAUUUAUGGGUGUUCCAGUGGAGAUAAUAAUAAAAUUCGAGCCCUUGGAAGUGUAUGAGGACUGGUUUUGAUCUUAACUGAGAGAAUAUUUAAAUGUCCACUGUAUACCUUGUCACCAGCUGGUAUCCGUGUUUCAGCUGGUGUCAAUCAUAGAUUCUGUGAUUUACUGGUGGACCUGGUGUUAAAACAUCUAACUUAAAAAAACUUGGGAGAUGGGAGUUGUAGGUCAAAAAGAUCUGAGAAUGGUGGGCAUUGUUUGACCUCCAUAAACACUGUUUUUUUUUAAUUGUCUGAAAUAUAUGGAGGCAUUCUGGGAGUGAGACUCUGUAACUGAUAACACCUUGAUUGGUAACUUUAAAAGGAUGUACACAAAAUACGAGGAGAAAACAGAACCAGGAUGAAGAAAAAUAUGUGUUCCUUAUAUGGGGGAAGGUUAUAUACUUUUGGCCGAGAAGGCACGUAAAAUUGAGUGAGUGUACCAGCCCAUCGCAAAGCUCAGUCUUUCUCAAUCUUUUAUAAUUUAUAUACAUAUUGUUGUAACUAUGAGUAGAGAAUAAUGUAAUACUGUUUUACAUAUCUGUUUUUAAAGUAUGUGCAAAUUGACCUCUCUUGUUUUCAGUCCAUUUAACUCCCAUGUAGACUUCAUGGUCCUUUUCUGCCCAACGAUCUAUGCACCUCUAGUCUCUUUGUUCUAUUCUCAGUGGGAAACUAUUUUCAGCUAACACAGUUUAAGUUUAAUUGUAUAAUACAGGAUUAAAUAAUCUCGUAGCAGUUGGUCGGUAGAGCUAUUGAUUUGAAUCUGUGCUUGUUAUCCUUCAACAUAGACCUGGUUGGAGAUUUAUUCAUCAUCUGUAUAACUAUCUCAGUUGAAUUGAAAUGUAUUAUAGAAAAAAAAACAAAAAAAAACUAAUUCUGAAAACUCCCUGAAUUAGAGACUUUCCAGCGACACAUGGGAUUUGACUACACUGGGGAGGCAAUGUUGCUAUAGUAACCAAUCUACUAUUGGUAUUUAACUGGGGAUUAAAGAUGGUGAUGUGCCUAUUCUAAGGUGAUGUGCCUAUUCUAACCAAUGAGGUUGAAGAGCUAUUGAUGUAUAAGAAAGAAAUGUUGAUGUAAAAUGCGAUUCAAGCUAAUCAUGAAAUAAAUGGCGAUCAACCAAGAAAUUAGAGACGUUAUAGAAAUAACAUCUCUUGAUAUUAAUGCAGCCCUGUCCAGUAUCAAUUAAACAUUAACAAGGAAACUGUCUCAGGCUUGUCAUUGGGCAUUUAACACAAAUGCAGGGUACAGCAUCAGUGACAAGUGUCACAAUAAAGUGACAUUGAGAGGACACUAUAGUAACCCCUAUAGCAUUUCAAUAAGCUGACGUUCUUUAGGCAUUUGGAGUGUUUGGGAUUUCUGUCUAUCUGCUUGUUAUUUAGAAUUAAUGGUUAAUUUGCCAGAAUUUGGUCCAAAUUAUUCCUUUUUUUUUUAGAUGUAAAAUUUUAUUUUUUUAAAUAAUAUACAAUGUUCCGAUUGAUGCAUCUAAUCUUGCAUACAAUCUGCAGCUGAGUGGCCAAGCACUGAUACACAUGACACUGUUGCCUUUUGUUUCCUUAUUUACUACGCCCAUGGGACCAGAUUUGGAUUGUGUCCUUGUAAAAGCAAGAAAUGUCCUUUAACGAGUUUCAUUUAGCAAACUGCUUUCUUCGUAUAAAUUCUCCAUGAAGGAGUUGACUAGUAAGAUAAAAUGCAUCAAAUUCUACUGGGGCACAAUUUGAAUUUAUAUUUAUGUUUUCUAUUUUCUAUUUCUAUUUUCUAUUUCUAUUUUCUUCAUAUUUGUGGUUUAUUUUAUGCCCUCAAAAGUUACUAAAAUUCUAGUAAAAUAUAUAAAAAAAAAAAAAAAGGAUUUACCCCUUAAGGACACAUGACAUGUGUGACAUGUCAUGAUUCCCUUUUAUUCCAGAAGUUUGGUCCUUAAGGGGUUAAACAUGUUUGUUUGUUUUUUUUUUCUUAUAUUUUGUUUUUGUGCCAUUGGACUAAUGUUAUCAUGGUCUUUCCAUUCCCAUGACCUUUUCAGGGUUAUCUGGAAGAGCUAGUACGUCUGCGAGAGUCUCAGUUGAAGAAUUUGGAAGCUGAAAACAAGCGUCUUACUCAGCGGAUCAGUGAACAGGCAGAACAGAGUCUGCAAGAGAAGCAUCAAUUGGAGGGAGUAAUUCUGGAAUUACAAGAACAACUGUGAGUUCUAGAGUCUCUAUGUAACCACAUAUAUUUGUGCUAACUCAUGUAAUAAAUCCUCAUCUUCCCUCUGCACUGUACCUUUCAACCACCAACUCACUAAGACCACAUACUGACCAAAAACAAUCGAUGAUCCGUGUCUUAGUAAGAUAUAGAUUUCCAAUCAGGAAUUGAAGUAGAACCCCAAAAACUGAAUUAUCACGGAUUCCUUUCACAUGUCAUUCAUGACCUUUCUACAAGAAAAACAACCAAAACCACACACCAGAGACACAUUCUUCAUCCAGACACAUGUCCUCUAAAUCAGUGUCAGGAAAUUUUAGUCCUAAAGGACUAGUUAAAGGCCCCGGAUUUUGGGAUAUCACUACUGAAAAAGAGAUGUGUCGACCAAUGGAUCAGCCAUUUAGAUUGCCCUUAAAUAGGUAGAUAUAUUUGGUUAUGGCCUGAAUUGGUUCUGUACAUUUCUCAUAUACCCCCCUUCCCCCAUCUGCAGGCUUUUACUAGCUAGAAUUGCCUACCACUGAUUCUAGGACGCAUGCAUAGGAACCAGACCUUUAUUAAUAUAUAUAUAUUAAGUCAAAACUCACCUAGGUGUCCAUAAACUGGAUUCUCAUCCCAUUGCAGAUUGAAAUACUCGGCUUUUAUGCAACACACUCACCAGCCACUCAACCAUUAGAUCUUUCAAGACACUUGGUCAUUAACAAGGACGUCUAUUGGGUAUUAACCAUAACAUGGUGGUAGGCAACCUUCAGCACUCCAGAUGUUUCAGACUACAUCUCCCAAAUUGAUCUUGCAGCCACGAUGCUUACAAAGCAUCAGGGGAGAUGUAGUCAACAACUUCUGACACACCGAACGUCGCCUAACCCCUUUUUAAGCUAGUUCAUACUGCAUGCUUUACCAUGAUACACACCAACCCAGAGGCAUGGAAACCAUAACAGCCCUGUGGUUGUCCUACUAGGUAGGGUAGCAUGUAAUCAGGGUCAUGCACGGUCUGUCCAUGGCAGGAGGGUAUGCCAGACAUUAUGAAAUGAAUGUAUUGCAUGUCUGAGUGCUUUCUCUAUGUGAUUCCAGCACUGGCCUCCUCCCUUCUGAAACUGCCCCCAUCAAACAGUUCACUCCCAGCCUGGGAGCCCCUCUGGGAAACCAAUGGCCGUCACUGAGCACUCUUAAUGAUAAUGAGGCAUCAGUUAAGCCUUCGCUGUACAGGAGGUAAGACACAGCCCAUACACAUGGUAACUCACUGAACAGAUCAUAGAUCAUGAGCACUGUUCGCUCCAUACCUCGUCAUGUCCAAUGUACAGACCAUCUCUCCAUAAGUCUCCAUACGUGUGUCUGAUCUACAGUGCUACUUCUGUAAUCCAUGUUUCAUCUCCGAAGACCAUUGCUGUAAUAAUCUUCAUAUAAAUCACAAAAUAUAAAUCAGGGUAGGGAAGCUUUGGCACUUUGGAUGUUGUGGACUGCAUCUUCCAUAAUGUUGACCAAGCAUCAAGGAAGAUGUAGUCCACAACAUCUUAAGUGUUGAAGGUUGUCUACACUUGUUAAAAAUUAAAAGAGUACUCCAAAACCCAAAUAAAAGUAAAAAGCAAUGUUUAGUAGAUAUAUCCAAAAGAAAACAUUUCUUUUGGGGUAUAUGUCCCAUUCUAACUUCGUCCAAUCAUUCUGUGACUGUCCAAUCACAGACUUCCCAAUGCAGCUCAAUGAGAAGUCUUUGCAAGGCAGGUGCUCUGGGCAAUUGCUGCCUCUUAAGUUUAGCUCCACUGAGCUAACCAAACCAGGAAGUAACAGGAGCGGUUGUCUGAUUGACAGCCAAGGGGGUGUUACCAGGUUAAUUUAUAAACAUGCCAAUUUCUAUUGAAAUCUGCACUUUUUGUAAAAGGGAAAAAAAGAAAGAAAAGAGGUCACAGUCUUCACACAGAACUAACUAGCUGACAGGAAGUCACGUGAUGCUUAUAGACCACAGAAAACGUCACACUUUCAACCAAAGACUGAAGAGCUCUGAGAGGAGAUACAUUAUAUGUGUCAUUUAGUCAGAGCAAACAGCUUAAUUUUAUUUAUUAUUAGUAUGAGGCUAGGGGGCAUUAGACCCAUUGGAAAGAGAGGAUGGGGGUACUGGCCCUGAAAUGAUAAAAUAGUUAUGCAGGAGACCAGGCCAGACACGAUGUAAGGCCCUGGAUGCUGGAAUAUUCAUGGACAAUUGUCCCCCUGUAGUUUUUAGUAUAUCCACAUUUUUCUCUAGGUAAUUUUUCCCCCCUCUCCUAACAGCUUAUUAUCCAUGAUUCUAAAAAAAAUAAAAAUAUUUUGGCUCAAAAAAAAAACAAACAAAAAAAUAAGGCGGCUUUGCUGUAGGCUCAGCCUGUAGUUGUAGAAGGGCUUAGCCGGCCUAUAAAUUCUCAGGCCUCCCCUUCCUCUGGGCAGAUACUUCCUGGUUCAGCCAAUCCACCGCUUCCUUUAUCAAGACAUUUACUUGGUAGGCCCUCUUUUUACAGGCCUACCCAAAUGUCCGAUCCAGCACACCACAACUGACUUACACCACCACUACUAUACCUCGGCUUAUUGUUCCCAACCACAAAUAAACGUUAUAUUUUCAAAUGUAAAAACAUCAUUGGAAUCACUCCUUCCAUCAUUGUAAGAGCAACUAUUCAUAUAACCUUUAACUCCUUAAGGUCCAAACUUCUGGAAUAAAAUGGAAUCAUGACAUGUCACACAUGUUAUGUGUCCUUAAGGGGUUAAAGGUUUUGAAUAAUCUCAAAGUCGAACUGUGUAUCCUAAGUAGGUCCUGCGUUUCUCCCCCACAAAGCCUAAUGUUAAUGGAAAGGGCGACCAUGGAGUCAAUCCAUUAGUAAGCCCUAGCCAAGCUGAUAUCUUGCUCUGGACUGUGCAUCUGUCCAAUGAGCCCAUUUUGAGACCAGCAAAGGCAUAGAAGGUUCUUACUUAUAAAAGCAGGACACGGGGUCAGAGAACCCUAGUUGUUCAAUUAGAAUUGUAAUUCAUACCAUGAUUAUCAGUGUUCCAAUGUGGAAAUGAUCUAUUCUGAAUGAAACUAAAUACGGAAAAUAACUCUGAAACAACACAAAAUUUGUGCACCGUUAUUUGCAUUUUUAAAUUGGCAUGUUUAAAAAUGGCAAUCCCACAUAAGGGUACCAAAUUAGGGAGCUAUCUUGCAGCUGCUUAGUAGAUAAUUCCCUAAUCUGAUAUCCUUUCAGUUGCGUAGAAGGUAAGUCCCUAAUUUGUGACAAUCCCACGUAAGAAUACUAAAGUAGGUAACUAUCUACAAACCGUUCAAAGAGCAGAAUUAAGAAAAAGCAUUUUUUCUUAAUUUUUCUGUUAAAGAUGCAUAGUAGACAAGUCUUUAAUUUGCUGUCAUUAUGAAAAUGACCGGAUCCAAAAUAUAUAUUGUUUCAGUUCGUUCCAAAUUUGUUCAUCAGUUCAUUUAGUUUUGUAAAGAAUUUGGAAAUUCGGAUGAAAUUCAAUUCAGAACAAAGCAAAAUACACAUGUUUACUCCUUAAACACUUGGCUCGUCCUUUUUAUAUGACUGGUAGACUGUGAGGUUGUUUGGGUAGGGCCCUCUUCACUUACUAAUCCAGCAUGUCAAUCAUGUUUUGCAAAAAAUGUAGUGUCUGUCUUGCUUACCUGUUGUACAGCACUGUGGAAUAUGUUUGCGCUAUAUAAAUAAUUGUAAUUGGACCAGGUUAGCAAACUUUCUAUAUACACUUACCUUUUAUUUUUUUAGCCAAUUCGGUGCCCCAUACCAGAAGUGGAUGUGAUGCACAGAUCAAAGUGUUACUUAAAGGACCACUAUAGGCACCCAGACCACUUCAGCUUAAUGAGGUGGUCUGGGUGCCAGGUCCUUCUAGGUUUAACCCUUUUUUUUUUUUUUUAUAAACAUAGCCGUUUCAGAAAAACGGCUAUGUUUAUUAUAGGGUUAAUCCAGCCUCCAGUGGCUGUCUCUUGACAGCCGCUAGAGGCGCUUGCGUGCUUCUCACUGUGAUUUUCACAGUGAGAAGACGCCAGCGUCCAUAGGAAAGCAUUGUAAAUGCUUUUCUAUGGACUGGCUGAAUGCGCGCGCAGCUCCUGCCGCGCAUGCGCAUUCAGCCGAAGAGGAGGAGAGCUCCCCGCCCGGCGCUGGAGAAAGAGGUAAGUUUAACCCCUUCCUCUCCAUCCAGCCCGGCGGGAGGGGGUCCCUGAGGGUGGGGGCACCCUCAGGGCACUAUAGUGCCAGGAAAAAGAGUAUGUUUUCCUGGCACUAUAGUGGUCCUUUAAUAGUUUCAUAGUUAUUGUGAAAAUCUUUGCUCAUGGAGAUACGCACAUUUUUCUGUUGUAUGAAAGAGCCCUUAGCUAAAUGAACUCAUGUAUUAUAUCUUUCAUCUGAAAGCACCAUUAUCUUGCGGUCUGCAGAGUAUUGUGGUAAUCUGUGUAUUUCUGUAUUUCGUUCCCUGCAGACACAGCUACCUGAGCACAGAACAUCUAUCUGCUGAGCUCAGUCUAAGCUCCGAGUUCCAGCGCGGAGAUGGUAAGCAGGAUGGCGAGCCCUGGGGUCCUAUUGGUAAGUGAAUGCAGGGUUGUGCGCGUGAUGGGAGGAGAGCUGUGUAUCUGUGCGUGGCUGGUGUCAACUCAAUAGAACCUUGAUACAGUUACUGAACUGUUACAGAACUUCACUGGAACUCAACUAUCUACUUUAGCUACAUCUUGUGACGCUGACUAUGGCAGAACAUAAGGAAAAAUUAACAUGUAAAUCUGUAAACGUCCAUGAAAUGAGGCUGAGUAUAUAUGCUGAGGUUAAAGUGGACCUGACCAAAUAGGCACCUUACUGAAAUAGAACAUUUUUAGGACUUCCAUAUUCAAUUAUUCUUUGGGAGGGAGUGACUGUAUUUAGAAUGUUUCGGUAGGAUGAGUGUGAUGUUGUAGAGAUGUAACCAAAAUGAGAUCUUAAAAACUUGCAUCUUGAAUUAUUAAAAUGACACUAUAGUCACCAGAACAGCUACAGCUUAACGGCCUUUUCAGAGACGGCAACUAGAGGUGUUUCUUGCACCUCUAGUGGCCGUCCACGCUGUGCAUGGAGGCUAAUUUUCCCCAUUCCUGGCCAAUCAAUGUCAGCAUCACCUAUGGGUUAGCUCAGCUGAUAGGACAGGAAUCUAAAUUUCAAAUGAUGGUAUAUAAGGAAUCCACCUGUCCAGAAUAAGCAGUCUUUUUUCCUGUCCUCCAUGUUGGAGAUAAGGCGGUUCUAAGGUUGGUUCCGAUUUUCAUUCAAAAGGUUCCUUUCCUAAUUUCACCUGAACAGGAGAUUAUCCUACCUUCUUUCUUGGAAAGCCCUUCUUCUGAAGAAUCCCUUUGGCAUACUUUGGAUGGGGUUAGGUCUUUAUGCAUUUACCUUAAUCGUAGUAAAGAAUUUAGUAAGUCAAAUAGACUUUUAUUGUACUUUUUUGGUUACCAUAAAUGUAUAUCUGUCUCUGUUUCUACUAUCAGGAGAUGGAUUACUUCUGCGAUUCAGGGUCACUGACAAACCCGUGCCAGAAAGUGUUAAAGCUCUCUCGACCUAUGGCUGUCUCGGCCUCUUUGGCGGAUACUUCUACAGAAGAAGUUUAUAGGGCUGUAGCCUGGUCAUCUUUCAACACUUUUGCGAGGCACUAUCACCUAGACGUUUCAGGCUCCUGUCCCUCCUCAUUUGGGAGAAAUGUCCUACUUUCACAACUGUUUCAUUAAAUUUGGUAUAGGAUUGAUACGGUAUAAUUUUUUUUAUUUUUUUAUCACCCACCCUUUACUUUUGCCUGGGAAGUCCCACAGGUGAUGCUGACAUGGAUUGGCCUGGAAAACAGAAAAUUGUUACAAUACUUACCGUAAUUUUCUUUUCCUGGCAAAUAUCCAUGUCAGCAUCAACGAACCCUCCUCUUUUUACUGGACUGACUUGGUUACGAGACUGCUUAUUCUGGGCAGGUGGAUUCCUUAUAUACCAUCAUUUAAAAUUUAGAUUCCUGUCCUAUCAGCUGAGAGGGAGGAGCUAACCCACAGGUGAUGCUGACAUGGAUAUUUGCCAGGAAAAGAAAAUUACAGUAAGUAUUGUAAAAACAUUUUUGUUAUAGGAAUGCAAAGAUUGAAUGCAUCUCUUUGAGAUGAGGAUUGCUGCAGCCCAAUAUUUUGCUGCGCAUGCGCAACAGCCUCCCAAUGAUUUUCUAUGGGAAAACAGUGGAUUGGCUAAGAUCAUCAAUAUUGAUGAUCUUAGCCAAGGGGGCGGAACCAGCUUUGUCAGAACCAUGCAGCACUGGAAUAAAGAUAUAGUUUUAACAAGGGCCAGGGGAGUGGGGCUGGCACCUAAAUGGUGUUUUUAACACAGUAGUGUCAGGAAAACACGUUUGUAUUCCUGAUGCUAUAGUGUUCCUUUUAGAAAUAAAGAAAGUGAAUAAAGUGUGAAAUGUCAAUUUUAAACAAACCUCUCAAAAAAUGUAAUAAAAAUUUGAAUGAAUACCAGAUAUUUUCUAAUUGAUCAUUUUUACUGUUGUUGUUUAGGAAAGGAUCCUACACCAUCAAUGUUGGGUCUAUGUGGAUCUCUGGCUUCCAUUCCAAGUUGUAAAUCUCUGCCAAGUCUGAAAUCCAACGAAUGCCUUGUGAGCAACAGCAGUGAGACCAGCCCAACUGGAAGCCCUAGCUGAGCCCACCCUAUGGAGAACCCAGAACCAUCACAACCGCAAAAAAAUAGGAGCCUAAGCUAAAACUCCCACAAUCAUCCCAUGACCAACCUGCUGAAAAGGCCACUAAUCCUAUCCACUUCCAGCUCAAAUGAAAUUGGGGGCUUCUGACCUGGGCACCUGCUGACUCAAGAAGAAAAAAAUUCUGUAACACAAAAUAUGCAACUGACUAGAAGUUGGGUCCCCAGAGUGAGACAACUCAUUCACCUUAUAACCCAAAAGUUCCCUAAAAAGCAGCACAAGACCUAAACUUCUAGAAGGUGUUGGCCAGAAGAAGACUUCAACAGCAAUGUAUUGGAAUUCACGAGUGGAAGCCAUAAACACACCUCAUACCUAGUCCUGUCCAUUACUGGUGUCCUAUUGUAAAGACUCAAACGCAUCACAUUCACUAGAACCUGGAAGUAAUCAGAACACCAAAUCAAGAGCUUGAGUUUACCCCAAAAUGCCUCAGUCCCGAGAGACCUAAUACCACCUAACAUAUUUUUCCAUGUGGACCUAAAACAGGCCUAAGUUCAUGAAUGUGGGAAGGGUGGAACUCGUCCUUAACUGAUUCCAUCAUAUAUUGUGUGUCACUGGUACCCACUAUGCGUGUCAUGGAAGAUGCUUCCUACAGUGGGAGCUUCUCCAUUAUGCCUAUUAAAACUGCAAAACUCUAAAAGUUGUAUGUUUUACUGGGAUGAUGGUGGGGACCUAACACUGAAACCCACCCAUAUCUAAAUCUCUGUAUACAUACAUCCCCAGUAAGUCGACUGGGGAAUACUCACACCCCGCAGAACAUCAACUAUAUAUUAGCCUAUCCCGCACGUUACGUGCAACAAAUCUUCAACUGCAACAGAUGGUUUUAAUAUCUGUCCAAGGCAAUUCAGUACGCAGCAGUCUAUCAUCGGCUUCAGGUUGGGAGAAAUAGAGGGGUUUCGAGAAUCAGAGUUAGGUUAGUCUAGUUUCCAUCUCCAUGCCCUCUGGGUCUCUCUUGUUGAACCCAUGGAGUCCUGUGUUUCUCUCCAUGCCCUCAUCACUCAACCCUUGAG
Molecule: messenger RNA, 22089 nt
Organism: Pelobates cultripes (western spadefoot toad)
Lineage: Eukaryota; Metazoa; Chordata; Amphibia; Anura; Pelobatidae
Source: the annotation of a GenBank genome assembly